This is a messenger RNA of Oikopleura dioica, 1638 nucleotides long. Lineage: Eukaryota; Metazoa; Chordata; Appendicularia; Copelata; Oikopleuridae. The record is from the annotation of a GenBank genome assembly.
AUGGGACUUGAAAGAGAGAGGCGUUUUCAGCUAUCGUUUUUGAUAACUGGCGGCUGGAUUCUAGCAAACAUUGCAUGCUUUACUUUUGAGUAUUUCAAGCUCAAGCAAAGAGAAGAGUAUUUCUACACACGAGAGCUUUUCGGACAAUCAAUUUUAUUCUCCCGCGGAGCUGCUCAAGCAAUUAACUUCAACGUCUCCAUUCUUUUAUUCACAGUAUGCCGAAACCUAAUCGCCUUUCUCCGCGGGAUUCUUCCACAAGGCUUCGGUUUUCUGUUCGACAACGCAAUUUAUGUUCACAAACGCCUUUCUUACGCCAUUAUUCUUUGGUCCCUCGCUCACAUCGGUGCGCAUUACUACAACUUUUUACACAACUAUGCCGCUUUUACCGCUCCAGAUUCGCUUAUUUCUCAUCAACUUGUCAUUCAUGGAAAUCUUUCAUUGUUCAAAACUAAUCCUGCCGAGCUUGCGAUGGAGAUUUUCUUCCUUCAAGCCGGGACAAGUGGAAUUUUACUGACCUUGGUAUUCUUCGUUGUCUUCACUUCUUCCGCCGAGCCAAUUCGCCGCUCGUUUUUCAACUUGUUCUACUACCUUCAUCACUUCACUUUUCUCAUCUUUCCACUUCUUUACUGGCAUGGAAACGGGCGCGCUGUCAAAAGUCAAAUUAACAUGCAAUUUCACGACCCAGAAGUUUGUUCCUUGCCAAUCAACUCCGACAAUUGGAAUCAACCAGGCUCGCUUUGCCCAGAGCCGGCCUUUCAGGGCUUCUCUUCGCAAUCAUGGAAAUGGUUCAUCGCUAGUGUCGCUUUUUAUACGAUCGAGUUGAUCAUCCGCUUCUUUCACUUUCUAUGGCCAGUCGAUUACGUCUCCCACGAAAUUCUACCCUCAGAUGUUCUACAACUAAAAGUUCGAAAGUCGACGCUUUCUUUGCGAAAAAAUGCUCAUUUCAUCGGCCAGUACGUUUACGUAAAACUCCCUAGCAUUUCCAUCUUUGAAUGGCAUCCAUUCACCCUGACCUCUGCACCCGAAGAUGAUUUCCUCCAAGUCCACAUUCGUUCCGUUGGCGACUGGACGCAAAAUGCCAUCCGACUGUUCAAGGAAAACCAGGCAAUACCGAAAAUAAUCAUAGAUGGUCCCUAUGGAGCGCCAGCGCAGGGCCUGGACGAAUUCCAAACGAUCAUUUGCGCAGGCACGGGCAUUGGCAUCACACCCUUCGCCUCUUAUGUGCGCUCAGCGAUGAUCAGGAAGCUAGAGAGCCGGAUAUAUUUCGUCUGGAUUGCGCCUAAGAUGGAUUGCUUUGAAUGGUUUGAUGAGCUUUUGAGCCAAGCUGAGGGCAAAGUCCCUUUUUUACGGGUGAUGAUAUUUCUAACACUCUCGAAUAUGGACCCUGCAACUGCACAGGACGUGAUUUACGCCGACCUCAACUCCUCAGGGGGCAACAACAAUAAGUCACCGUUGCGCAAAAACUAUGGCCGUCCCAACUGGGAUAAGAUUUUCGACGAGGUCGCCUCCACCAACCAGAACGCCAACGUCGGCGUUUUCACAUGUGGACCGAAGCCGUUUACCAACGAGCUGAGAGAGAUUUCAAGGAAAAAGUCGACUGACCACAUCGAGUUUACCUUUUUCAAAGAGAACUUCUAG